Molecule: messenger RNA, 1603 nt
Organism: Armigeres subalbatus
Lineage: Eukaryota; Metazoa; Arthropoda; Insecta; Diptera; Culicidae
Product: alpha-tocopherol transfer protein
Exons: 4
Coding region: 339-1376 (345 amino acids)
Cellular component (GO): membrane
Molecular function (GO): phosphatidylinositol bisphosphate binding
Source: RefSeq, a predicted model, not a curated record
GAGCGCGGCAAAACAGUUGCAUUUGGUGCUUCGAACGGUUCAGAUCGGUGACGACUUGCACUAACUUCUUGGGAGCGCUCGAGGACUGGUGGUUUGAUUUGUGAUUCGAAAGGAGGAAUUGGUGAUUUUGUUUUGAUUCCCGCGUUCGUAGUGGCUGACCGCGUUGAAGUCUCUUCCAACCGGUUGGAACAGUUGGACUGAAGACCGAGACUGUGCUGUGCUGGUGAUUGUUUGUGUUUCCCAUCGAGAAACGUUCCGGCUUAAUAGUUACUGGUUAGUGGAAUAGAUUCGUUAACGUUCCGGUUCUAGGAUUUCUCACACCACAAUCACGCACUGCCAUGCCGGAGAUAGAGGUGUUGCAACCUUCCACACCGGCACUUCAACCGGCACCAUCGGUGAAAAUGAGUAGCGCCACUAGCAGUUCCCACAAGAGCAACACCUCAAGCAGCAAGCCGGUAUUGGAACUAGAUCAGCCGCCGCCACCACUGUUUGCCGACGAUGAGAAGAAAUCCAGCAAAAUCCAAGAACUACGAAAGCUAAUUGAAAAUUGCGAUGAUUUCAUACGUCGCAAUGAUGAUUUGUUUUUGGUUAGGUUUUUGCACUGCUGCGACUGGAACGUGGAUGCAGCUUACCAGCGGAUGAUCAAACUGUUUAAAUUGAAGCAUGACCACCCAGACUGGUUUGUUGAUAAACCUCUGCUCCAUUAUGAAGGAAUACUGAAACGGAACAUUAAGUUUGCCCUGGAUAAGCGAGACAAAAAUGGGCGCCGGAUAUUCGUCAGCAAAAUGGGCAAUAUGGACAUUAAUACAUUCGCAGCAACAGAUUUAGCUCACCUGGACGAACUGUGGUUCGAGCUGAUGUUGAACGAAUUGGAGACCCAGAAGAAUGGUAUCUCCUGUUUGAUCGACAUGAGCGGCUAUUCGAUCAGGAGUAUGCGGUAUCUAACUCCGACAAAUAUCCGAAUUGCCACGCAAAAGGCCGACUUGAUGCCGCUGAAGCAUAUGGAAUUCCACGUGGUUAACUCUUCGGCUUUUAUGAACGCUGCCGUCGCCAUCCUGUACCCGAUGCUGAGCAAACAGAUCAAAGAUUCGGUCCAUUUCCAUUACUCAAACUGGGACUCGUUACAUGCUCAGCUGGGAAAGGAUGCGCUGCCAGCGGAAUAUGGUGGCACUAACGGAGAGACGUUUGACUACGACAUGCUUAACAGGCAGCUGCUGGAUAUGGAACACCAUUACGACAGUUUGGUUCGGUUCGGGUACGAAUUGAAACCACACGUGGAUCCCAGCAAGUAUGCAAAAUUUUUCCGCAAUGUGGAUAAGAUAAAGGGAAAUAAGCGGAAGAACAAAUCCAAGAAAAAUGAAGACGUAGAAGAAUAGUGACAAUGGAUUCUGUACAAGGUUAUAAAGGUAUAUUGUUAAGGUUUAAUAAAUUUAAAAUGUGAUAAGUGAAAUCUCAAAAGAAUACUGAAUGGUUAGUUUUGUUAACUACUAUAAGUUCAAUACCUUAGAAGAUUUAACUAAACUUAAGUUAUAAAUUCCAUUUAAUCAGUUAGUCAAAUGGUGUCAACUUAUAAAGUACUAGUUUCUACAGUUUUAAUUAAUAA